Messenger RNA from Ailuropoda melanoleuca (giant panda), 4752 nucleotides. It is a transcript of the gene MYO1C, whose product is annotated as myosin IC. Gene Ontology annotation, cellular component: plasma membrane; microvillus; myosin complex. Gene Ontology annotation, biological process: actin filament organization; actin filament-based movement; endocytosis. Gene Ontology annotation, molecular function: microfilament motor activity; actin filament binding; ATP binding. The transcript has 32 exons. NCBI's taxonomy places the organism in Eukaryota, Metazoa, Chordata, Mammalia, Carnivora, Ursidae. Bases 435 to 3569 code for a protein of 1044 amino acids. The record is from RefSeq and is a predicted model, not a curated record.
GGCCUCAACUCUCGUUGCGCGCCUGGCCUGGUGCGUAGUGUAGACACGGCCCGGAAGUGAGUUCCGGGUCCGCGUAGACGCGGCGGCCGCGCGGGUUCCGGGCCCCACCCUGGAACCAACGACGGCCCUCGUGGAAAACCUGACUCAGGCGGAGCCCCUGCCUGGCGGGGAGCCUCGCCCCCCUUUUCCACCCCCGCAUCGAUAUCCCCCGUAGUUCCUACCCCACCCCACCAGCGGGACAGGGACCCCCGAGUCCGAGCCCCGAGGGAGGCGGGGUCGGCUGGGGAGUCCCCCGCUCCUGAGGCUCGCGGAGGGGGCGGUGCGGGGGGCGGGCCUGCCCGCCCCUCCCUCGCUGACGCCGCCGCCGCCGCCGCCGCGACGUCCCGGACGGAGAGAACGGGCAGCGAAGCAGGGCGCGAGGCCGGCCUGGCAGGAUGCGCUACCGGGCGUCGGCCCUGGGCAGUGACGGGGUACGGGUAACCAUGGAGAGUGCACUGACCGCCCGGGACCGGGUGGGGGUCCAGGAUUUCGUGCUUCUGGAGAACUUCACCAGUGAGGCAGCCUUCAUUGAGAACCUCCGGCGACGGUUCCGGGAGAACCUCAUUUAUACCUAUAUUGGCCCCGUCCUGGUCUCCGUCAACCCCUACCGGGACCUACAGAUCUACAGCCGGCAGCACAUGGAGCGUUACCGGGGUGUCAGCUUCUAUGAGGUGCCACCCCACCUGUUCGCAGUGGCUGACACCGUGUACCGGGCACUGCGCACAGAGCGCCGGGACCAGGCAGUGAUGAUCUCUGGGGAGAGCGGGGCAGGCAAGACAGAGGCCACCAAGCGGCUGCUACAGUUCUAUGCUGAGACCUGCCCAGCCCCAGAGAGGGGGGGUGCCGUGCGCGACCGGCUGCUGCAGAGCAACCCGGUGCUGGAGGCCUUUGGAAAUGCCAAGACCCUCCGGAACGAUAACUCCAGCAGGUUUGGGAAGUACAUGGAUGUGCAGUUUGACUUCAAGGGUGCGCCUGUGGGCGGCCACAUCCUCAGUUACCUGCUGGAGAAGUCCCGGGUGGUGCACCAGAACCACGGGGAGAGGAACUUCCACGUCUUCUACCAGCUGCUGGAAGGCGGCGAGGAGGAGCUGCUGCGCAGGCUGGGCCUGGAACGGAACCCGCAGAGCUACCUGUACCUGGUGAAGGGCCAGUGCGCCAAAGUCUCCUCCAUCAACGACAAGAGUGACUGGAAGGUGGUCAGGAAGGCUCUGACAGUCAUCGACUUCACUGAGGACGAAGUUGAGGACCUGCUCAGUAUCGUGGCCAGCGUCCUGCAUUUGGGCAACAUCCACUUCGCUGCCGACGAGGAGAGCAAUGCCCAGGUCACCACCGAGAAUCAGCUCAAGUAUCUGACCAGGCUGCUGGGCGUGGAAGGCUCCACACUGCGGGAAGCCCUGACACACAGGAAGAUUAUCGCCAAGGGAGAAGAGCUCCUGAGCCCGCUGAACCUGGAGCAGGCUGCGUACGCGCGAGAUGCUCUUGCCAAGGCCGUAUACAGUCGCACUUUCACCUGGCUGGUCAGGAAGAUCAACAGGUCGCUGGCCUCCAAGGAUGCUGAGAGCCCCAGCUGGCGAAGCACCACAGUCCUUGGGCUCCUGGACAUUUAUGGCUUUGAAGUGUUUCAGCACAAUAGCUUUGAGCAGUUCUGCAUCAAUUACUGCAACGAGAAGCUGCAGCAGCUCUUCAUCGAGCUCACCCUCCAGUCGGAACAGGAGGAGUACGAGGCCGAGGGCAUCGCGUGGGAGCCUGUCCAGUAUUUCAACAAUAAGAUCAUCUGUGACCUGGUGGAGGAGAAGUUCAAGGGCAUCAUCUCCAUUUUGGAUGAGGAAUGUCUGCGCCCUGGGGAGGCCACGGAUCUGACCUUCCUGGAGAAGUUGGAGGACACAAUCAAGCACCAUCCGCACUUCCUGACGCACAAGCUGGCUGACCAGCGGACCAGGAAAUCUCUGGACCGUGGGGAGUUCCGCCUUCUGCACUACGCUGGAGAGGUGACCUACAGUGUGACUGGGUUUCUGGAUAAAAAUAAUGACCUUCUGUUCCGGAACCUGAAGGAGACCAUGUGCAGCUCGGAAAAUCCCAUCAUGAGCCAGUGCUUCGAUCGGAGUGAACUCAGUGACAAGAAGCGGCCAGAGACGGUUGCCACUCAGUUCAAGAUGAGCCUCCUGCAGCUGGUGGAGAUCCUCAAGUCCAAGGAGCCCGCCUACGUCCGCUGCAUCAAGCCCAACGACGCCAAACAGCCCGGCCGCUUUGACGAAGUGCUGAUCCGGCACCAGGUGAAGUACCUGGGGUUGAUGGAGAACCUGCGCGUGCGCAGAGCCGGCUUUGCCUAUCGCCGCAAAUACGAAGCUUUCCUGCAGAGAUACAAGUCACUGUGCCCAGAGACAUGGCCCACAUGGGCAGGACGGCCCCAGGACGGGGUGGCUGUGUUGGUCAGGCACCUGGGCUACAAGCCAGAAGAGUACAAGAUGGGCAGGACCAAGAUCUUCAUCCGCUUCCCCAAGACCCUGUUUGCCACAGAGGAUGCCCUGGAGGUCCGGCGGCAGAGCCUGGCCACGAAAAUCCAGGCCGCCUGGAGGGGCUUCCACUGGCGGCAGAAAUUUCUGCGGGUGAAGCGAUCAGCCAUCUGCAUCCAGUCGUGGUGGCGGGGAACCCUGGGCCGGAGGAAGGCAGCCAAGAGAAAGUGGGCCGCGCAGACCAUCCGGCGGCUCAUCCGCGGAUUCAUCCUGCGCCAUGCACCCCGUUGCCCUGAGAAUGCCUUCUUCCUGGACCACGUGCGCACCUCUUUUUUGCUCAACCUGAGGCGGCAUCUGCCCCGGAAUGUCUUGGACACUUCCUGGCCUACACCACCGCCUGCCCUGCGUGAGGCCUCGGAGCUUCUGCGGGAGCUGUGCAGGAAGAACAUGGUGUGGAAGUACUGCCGCAGCAUCAGCCCCGAGUGGAAGCAGCAGCUGGAGCAAAAAGCUGUGGCUAGUGAGAUCUUCAGGGGCAAGAAGGACAAUUACCCUCAGAGUGUCCCCAGGCUCUUCAUCAGCACACGGCUUGGUGCAGAUGAGAUCAGCCCCAAAGUGCUGCAAGCCCUCGGCUCUGAGCCCAUCCAGUAUGCCGUGCCCGUAGUGAAAUAUGACCGCAAGGGCUACAAAGCCCGCUCCCGGCAGCUGCUGCUGACGCCCAGCGCCGUGGUCAUCGUUGAGGACGCCAAAGUCAAGCAGAGGAUCGACUACGCCAACCUGACCGGGAUCUCUGUCAGCAGCCUGAGCGACAGCCUCUUCGUGCUGCAUGUGCAGCGGGAGGACAACAAGCAGAAGGGGGACGUGGUGCUGCAGAGUGACCACGUGAUUGAGACAUUGACCAAGACCGCCCUCAGCGCGGACCUCGUGAACAACAUCAACAUCAACCAGGGCAGCAUCACGUUCGCGGGGGGCCCUGGCAGGGAUGGCAUUAUCGACUUCACACCUGGCUCAGAACUGCUCAUCACCAAGGCCAAGAAUGGGCACCUGGCUGUGGUGGCCCCACGGCUGAACUCUCGGUGAUGAAGGUGCCCACUGGACCCCCUCCCACCUCCCAAUGCUUUGCUUCUCCCCCCUCCCCUUCCCACUUACCAAAGACUCGAGCUUCUAGACAGGGACCCAGGGACACCUCGAAGCCCACCGACAAAUUCCUGCCUUUUGCUCACCCCUCUCGAGGGAGCAGCGGGAGCCAGGGAGCUGCCCCAGAUGGGGGCCAGGCCGGGCCACAGCAAUAGGAAAGCCGGGGCCAGAGGCAGCCAUGCCAGCCCCACUGCCAAUGCCAAAUAUUCGAGAGAAGGGAACUUUUGCUGAGGUUUUCUCUGAGAUUUUUUGAUGCUUUAUAAGAAACUAUUUUUUAAAAAAGCCAUUUUCCCACCCCAAGACACACUGGAUGUGUUUUCCCUGACUCUAGCGGGGCAGGGAAUGUAGCUGAGAGGUUGGGCGGUCUGGGCCCUGGUGCCCUCUUUCCUGCCCAGGCCACCCUCUCCUCCUCAUUCCCUGAGCACCUUUCUGUCUGUCUGCCUGUCCGCCCACCUGUACCACUCCGACAUCCCCCUGGGGGCUGAGACCACCUUUGCCUGCCCCCCUCCUCCUGCCUUAAAAAUACCCUUUCAAAAUCAUCAUCCCAGCCUGAGGAUGUCCUGGAGUGGGGGAAGGAGUUUUAGACCACAGAAUUUGCAAGACGCAGAGAUCAUCCAGUCAGCUUCCUGGUGUGACAGAACAGGAGACAGAGGCCCACGAGGAGAAGGGACUUGCCCUUCGUCUAGCAGGUUGGGGCAAAACCAGGGACUGCAGCCCUGUCUUCAGCACACCUCACUGCCUCUCCCAGGGACAGGCUCAUGUCUUAAGGGUGCAUGUGGCUCCCUAACCAGCAGUCACCCUUGGGGGCCAACAGGUGGGAGAAGCACUCCUGCCUGAGUCUACGCCUUAGGAUGACAAACACUUUGUCUAUACACUUUGGCCCCAAUUCAAGGUAUUAGGGCCAUUCCUGGUUUCUGACCCCCUCCCUGUGCUGGGAGCCCGGGGAGGAGGCUGGCCUUGGGAGGAGCUAUGGAGGCAUCACCUCUUUUUGCUGCUUCCCCCCAACCUCCCCAGAGGGCCCAGGGGCUGCCCAACUGCCUCUGCCCUCCUGGGGGGGGGUCUCAGCCCACUGCUGACACUUCUGCAAUCCAGAGAAACACUAAAUAAAGCAAUAUGUGUUUGCCAA